This is a messenger RNA of Galeopterus variegatus (Sunda flying lemur), 3093 nucleotides long. RefSeq names its product zinc finger protein 598 (gene ZNF598). The coding region runs from base 1 to 2526 and encodes 841 amino acids. The record is from RefSeq and is a predicted model, not a curated record. Gene Ontology annotation, biological process: rescue of stalled cytosolic ribosome; protein ubiquitination. The transcript has 12 exons. Gene Ontology annotation, molecular function: ribosome binding; ubiquitin protein ligase activity. NCBI's taxonomy places the organism in Eukaryota, Metazoa, Chordata, Mammalia, Dermoptera, Cynocephalidae.
AUGGCCACCCCAGCUGUGUGUCUGGGCCCCCCUUCUGAGACUAGCGAUCCCAUCUGUCGAGUGGAGGUGGUCUUUGGGAGGAAGCUUCCCGCCUUCGCCACAAUCCCCCUCCACCAGCUGCAGCAUGAGAAGAAGUACGACAUCUACUUCGCAGAUGGAAAAGUGUUUGCGCUGUACAGGCAGCUGCUACAGCACGAGUGCCCACGGUGCCCUGAGCUGCCACCCUUUGGCCUCUUCGGGGACCUGGAGCAGCACAUGCGGAAGCAGCAUGAGCUCUUCUGCUGCAAGCUAUGCCUCAAACACCUCAAGAUCUUCACGUAUGAGCGCAAAUGGUACUCGCGUAAGGACCUGGCUCAGCAUCGCAUGCAGGGGGACCUGGAUGACACAUCACACCGCGGGCACCCACUCUGCAAGUUCUGCGACGAGCGCUACCUGGACAACGACGAGCUGCUCAAGCACCUGCGCCGUGACCACUACUUCUGCCACUUCUGUGACUCGGAUGGGGCCCAGGACUACUACAGUGACUACGCAUACCUGCGCGAGCACUUCCGGGAGAGGCACUUCCUGUGCGAGGAGGGCCGCUGUAGCACGGAGCAGUUCACACAUGCCUUCCGCACCGAGAUUGACCUCAAGGCCCACAGGACGGCCUGCCACAGCCGGAGCCGUGCCGAGGCCCGCCAGAACCGCCAGAUUGACCUGCAGUUCAGCUACACCCCACGCCACUCGCGCCGGAGCGAAGGGGUCAUUGGUGGCGAGGACUAUGAGGAGGUGGACAGGUACAACCGCCAGGGCCGAGCGGGCCGGGCCAGCGGGCGUGGAGGCCAGCAGAGUCGCCGAGGCAGCUGGAGGUACAAGAGGGAGGAAGAGGACCGAGAAGUGGCAGCUGCCAUCCGGGCCUCAGUGGCCACACAGCAGCAGGAGGAGACCCGUAGGAGUGAGGACCAGGAGGACGGCAGUAGGCCCAAGAAGGAGGAGGCAGCGGCACCGGGGCCCAUGGAGCCCCAGGGUCCCCGUCGCCUGCCACGGCCUCAGGGUGAAGGCCCGGGCCCCAAAGAAGACUCCACAAAUGGUCCUGUAAGCCAAGAGAUCUCAGCACCAGGCCCAGUCCCCGGGGCCACCCCUUCGAGCACCCUCCCGCAGCCCAGCCCAAAGCUCAAGGAGGAAGACUUCCCCUGCCUCUCUGCGUCUGCUUCUUCUUCCUGCUCCACAGCAGCAGCAGCAGGCCCUGUGGGGUUGGCGCUGGCCUACCCCGUUCCUGCCAGGGGCAGGAACACCUUCCAGGAGGAGGAUUUCCCUGCCCUGGUGUCUUCAGCGUCCAAGCCCAGCACUGCCCCCACCAGCCUCAUCUCAGCCUGGCACAGCAGCUGCAGCAAAAAACUGACCCAGCCCACCCCAGAGGCCCAGGCUACUGGCAGGGGCUGCCAGCCCUCCAGGAAGGCUGGGAAGGGGAGCAGGGGCAGCAGGAAGGGUGGCUCAACCCCUGCUGAGGAGGAGCCACGGAGCGUGCCCACCGUGGCUGCCGUCUCCUCCCUGCUGGGGCCGGCCUCCACCCAGACCUCCACCAGAGUUGGCCGGAAGAAGAAGGUGGGCUCCGAGAAGCCCAGUGCUGCCUCGCCCCCGCCACUGCCCCCUGACCACACCCCAAAACGCCCUGGGGCUGAGCUGGCCCCUGAAGCCCCCGCCACCAGGGCUGAAGGGCCAGCCGUUGUCAUCGUCAAUGGACACACAGAGGGGCCAGCCCCAGCACGGAGCACCCCCAAGGAACCCCCUGGACUCCCCAGGCCCCUGGGGCCCCUCCCCUGCCCCACACCCCAGGAAGAUUUCCCAGCUCUCAGCGGCCCCUGCCCGCCCAGGAUGCCCCCUCCCCCAGGCUUCAACACUGUGCUGCUCCUGAAGGGUGCACCACCCCCACCCCCACCAGGUCUGGUGCCCUCCAUCAGCAAGCCACCCCCUGGCUUCUCCGGCCUCCUGCCCAGCCCCCACCCGGCCUGCGUCCCCACCACCACCACCACCACGAAAGCACCCAGGCUGACACCCCCACCCCGGACCUACCUGGUUCCCGAGAACUUCCGGGAGAGGAACCUGUGGCUCAUCCAGUCCAUCAAGGACUUUCUGCAGAGCGACGAAGCCCGUUUCAGCAAGUUCAAGAGCCACUCGGGGAAGUUCAGACAGGGCAUAAUCUCUGCAGCCCAGUAUUACAAGAGUUGCCGGGACCUGCUCGGAGAGAACUUCCAGAAGAUCUUUAAUGAACUGCUGGUGCUUCUGCCCGACACGGCCAAGCAGCAGGAGCUGCUGUCUGCGCAUGUGGACUUCCUCAGCCAUGAGAAGCCCCCCAGCACUAAGUCCAAGAAGAACAAGAAGAGUGCGUGGCAGGCCAGUGCCCAGCAGGCGGGCCUGGACUGCUGCGUGUGCCCCACCUGUCAGCAGGUGCUCACACACAAUGACAUCAGCUGCCACCAGGCACUGCACGCUGCCCGGGAUGACGACUUCCCCUCACUGCAGGCAAUUGCCAGGAUCAUCACGUAGCUCCCACCAUGUGGGCAGGAGCUGCACACCCAUGAGCCUCUCCUUCCUCCUCCGGGCUGCCAGGCAGCCCGGGAAGGCCUGGUGAGGCCCCCUGCAGAGGCCUGUUGUCUGGCUGAGCCCCAAGGGAGUCGCCAGAAGGGCCACCCUGCCCCAUAAGCACACUGUCACACAAAGUUCCAUCCCCUGCCUUAGCAGUGGGCUGGACUUGGUUUGUAGUCUUGUGCUUUGGAAGGUGUCAGGGGAGGGAAGGGCUGGGAUGCCAGGACCUGUCCCUGCUGUCAAAGCCAGAGGCCACUGUGGUCUGAUCUGUGCCCUCCUGAGUCUGAGGGUUGCAGCCCCCAGGGUCGAAAGCUGCGGACCCCCUUGUGCUGGAGCCAGGUGUUGAGCGUGUUGUGUAAACAGUUGGUUGUUUCAUGUUCAAGAAUGUUCAGGAUUAAAGGCAGACACGAAGUUGUGCUACUUGAAGUUGAAUCUUUUUACAAGACAAGCUGAAUCUGGGAUCUCAAAUUGCUUCUGACCUUUUAUAAGACAGUUUAUCUUCAAAUAAAUUUAUUUUGCAAUACUGCA